Messenger RNA from Trypanosoma rangeli, 471 nucleotides. RefSeq lists its product as uncharacterized. The coding region runs from base 1 to 471 and encodes 156 amino acids. The record is from RefSeq and is a predicted model, not a curated record. NCBI's taxonomy places the organism in Eukaryota, Euglenozoa, Kinetoplastea, Trypanosomatida, Trypanosomatidae. The transcript has a single exon.
AUGGACUUCCCUGAAAAGGGGAAGCGAUUUGAAUCUUUUUCAAGUGUGGACUCACUCACAUCUCCAAAGGGGCCUCCGUCUAAAACUUGUAGCGUUUCCAGCUUUGGUGAGCAGGGGAUUGAUGACAGGUACGAGGAUACUUUUAUAGUGGGCGAGUACCGCUUGUCCUCUUGCCCCAUUUGUUUGGAGCGGUUCACGCUAGACAACCCUGCGAUUGUCUUUGUGUGUGGGCAUGGCUUUCACCUGCAGUGUCUUGAGGGUUGGAGGCAGCGGGCCGCCAUAUGUCCUGUCUGCAUGAAGCCCAUGCUCGGUGAGGGGAUUCCCAUGAUGUCUGCUCGUGAUACACGGCGGCGACGGCGCUACAAGGGCGUCAAUAGUGCCGGCAUGACUUCAACUUCUGCGGAGGAAAGCAAUGUUCCUGGCGUCUGUGAUAAACCAACUGUUGGGGGAUCCCAUUAUGGCACCAUCUAG